AUGAAAACCCUAAAGAAACAGUGGUUAGAAGUACUGAGCAUCUACCAGUAUGUGCUCUGUUUCAUCUUCCUGGGCCCUGUCUUUUCCCUUCUUGGCGUCUUCCUCCUCUUCACCUCGCUCUGGUGUUUCUCUCUUCUCUACUUGGUAUGGUUAUUCCUGGACUGGGACACACCCCAGCAAGGAGGAAGGCAUUCUCAGUGGAUGAGGAAUUGGAUUGUUUGGAAACACCUGAGGGAUUAUUUCCCCACUAAGCUGGUGAAGACAGCAGAGCUGCCCCCAGACAGGAACUACGUGCUAGGGUCCCACCCACACGGGAUCAUAGCCAUCGGAAGCUUCUGUAACUUCGCCACGGAGGGCACUGGCUCCUCGCAGCAGUUCCCAGGGAUUCGGUUCUCACUGGCCGUGUUGAAUGGCCUCCUGUACAUGCCAGGCCAUCGAGAGUACUUUCUGUCCUGUGGAGUAUGUUCUGUGAACCGUCAGAGCCUGGAUUUUGUUCUGUCUGAACCACAGCUCGGCAGGGCUGUGGUCAUCGUGGUCGGAGGGGCCAAUGAGGUCCUGUAUGCCGUCCCAGGGGAGCACUGCCUCACUCUCCGGAAUCGUAAAGGCUUCAUCCGCCUGGCACUGAGGCACGGGUGA
Molecule: messenger RNA, 636 nt
Organism: Rangifer tarandus platyrhynchus (Svalbard reindeer)
Lineage: Eukaryota; Metazoa; Chordata; Mammalia; Artiodactyla; Cervidae
Source: the annotation of a GenBank genome assembly